AUGGAUGGAGGGAAACGAAGGCGAGAAGACCAAAGAAGGAAUGCAGGCAAGGGAAGCGACAGUAAGGCGUGUACCAAUUGUGGGAAAGCUUGUCCCUUCAAUCACUUCAGCAAAAAGCAAAUCCACCAACGCAACUCGAAACGUUUGAUUUGCUUCACUUGCCUUGGAAAACCAAUUCCUGGAGCAGCAAAUAGGGCACCGAUCAAGAAGGAAUGCCAAGAAUGCGGCAAAAUCCUGUCAUCCGAGGGUUUCUCCAAAGCGCAAUGGGGAAAGUGUGGUGAAUGCAAGAGAUGCAUUGAACGGAAAAAGAAACAGCGAGUAGUCUGCACCUUGUGUAAUCUUCCCAACGCGCAUGCUGGCUUUACCAUGUGCCGUGACUGCUACUUGGCGCAAAAGGAAGACACCAAAUCGUCCAAGUUAUCAAUUGGUGUGCGAUACAUUAUUCCAAACUUUCGAAAUGAACGUGAUUUGUCGUUUCAGACGUGUCAACUCCCGUUGAAUACUUUGAUUGGAAACUACACACUGUUAUAUGUUUCACUGGAUGGCGAUCAGCUUCAGCCGAUCAGCUCGUCGGCAAAGGGGUCUCUUGAAAUUAAAACCAAAGAUGAUAGUGAAAAUCGAAUGGUUGGAUCUGUAAAGAUGGCGCUCGGGCAACUGCAAGAAAGAUUCGAUUCCAUUUCAUCGUUUGACAUUAUUGAGCAACCUCCAGAUCGUGGAGUCAACACAGAAUUACUCGCCUUUUUUGCGAGCCAUGUGCACAUUUUUGCACCAGAUUCAUCUUGGCACGACCAUCAAGGAGAUUGCUACACGUUACAUGGAGAUGGUAUCCCUGGGAAAUUGAAAAUAAUCAAAGAUGAUGUUGCCCUUCCUCUGUGGUAUUCGAGUUCGAGAAAAAUCAGACCACAGAGGAAUGCAGAUGAAGUUUUGAGACGAUACGAAAACACUUCUAACUAUUGGGUAUGUAAUCACUUUCGUCUUUCGGAAGAUAUCGGUAGAUUGAUUCGCAAAUUUGUUUGCCCCAUUCCAGUUUUGCAGUUCAUGUCAGGUGAUCUAUUUUUGGUCACUGCCGCAUCGGCAUUCAAACGGCGAGUGCUGGUACAGUCAGAGGUCAUCGUGGUUGCUAGAAAAGUGUAA
This is a messenger RNA of Cylindrotheca closterium, 1134 nucleotides long. The record is from the annotation of a GenBank genome assembly. Lineage: Eukaryota; Bacillariophyta; Bacillariophyceae; Bacillariales; Bacillariaceae.